Molecule: messenger RNA, 4216 nt
Organism: Asterias rubens (European starfish)
Lineage: Eukaryota; Metazoa; Echinodermata; Asteroidea; Forcipulatida; Asteriidae
Product: probable ATP-dependent RNA helicase DDX58
Exons: 18
Coding region: 169-3522 (1117 amino acids)
Cellular component (GO): cytoplasm
Molecular function (GO): ATP binding; nucleic acid binding
Source: RefSeq, a predicted model, not a curated record
UCUUCUUUGAAUUUGAUGGUUGCGGCUCUUCGACUCUUGUAGAUUUUGAGGAGCUACACUGAAAUGUUGGUUGUCAAAACACCAUCAUGAUGUAGGACGACAAACUGAAGUGUUCUUCUUUCAUUACCGUCUUCAGUAGUGUUGUUAUUAGCAAGUUAACUUAACAAGAUGGCAUAUAAUCCGCAUCGGAAGCGGAGGGACCCUGAGUCUUCAUUGCUUACUGUGGUCUUCAGGGAUACUUUGAUAAACUAUCUCAAUUUAGAUGUGGAUCUACUGGCACAGUUGGUGAAAUUGGAGCUAAUUACUGUGGAUCAGGCUGAGACAAUAACUAAAAAUCUCAGUGGGAUUAAGCUUUCAGUUCAUCUGCUACUGAAGAUGAUAGAAGAAGUCCAGAAUCCAGACAAAGUUUCUUUGUUCAUGAAAGCUCUCAGAAAAUCUGGUGAGGACACAACCAAUGCUCUACUUGCAGACUUCAUUGCUGGAGUUAACAGCCCUCAGGAUUUUGACAUCGAGCAUAAACUCAUCACUGAGUUUUACCCACAACUUCAAGACAUAGAUCCUGCAGAAAUGGCCAUCUACCUUACGUACAUAAGUCCUGAUGAGAAGCAUAGCUUGAUUUGUAAACGAGAGGUGGGAGAGAUCUCCCAGGCCAGGACUACUUUGUUGCUACUGACCCUCAGGACCCUUGAACCGGGUUGGUUUGAGGUGUUUCUUUGUGCUCUGGAAAAUACCAAUCACGGGAGUAUCGCAGAGAAGUUAAGAUCAGGCAGACAGAGAGCCCUGAUGUCAAGAAGCAAACAGAAAGAAAACAACCCUUACUCAGUUAUUUCCAGAAGUCUGGAGUCACUCGCCCUACUAGAUGGUGAUCCUAUGGAAGAUGAUACAACACAGGGUCAACCAACAGGUGAUUCCUUUUCAAUGGAAGAGAUCGACGGCAGUGCGUGGGGUGGAUAUAAAGAGCCCUCCUCUACAAGAUUACACAGGACAACUUCAUUUGAUUCACCAGACGCGUCACGUCGAGGAUUUCAACAACGAUCCCGUUCGUCCAGCAUGAAACGCCCUCACCCAAUGCACAGUCGGAAAUUGUCUUGCAGUCCGAAAAGAAUAGGAAUUGUUGAACAAGGGUCACUCAAAAGAAAAAGGAGUCCAUCGGAAGAACGCCCUCUACAAGUUGUCCACCACCAUUAUCACAACACUGUGAAUGCACCCAACAGUACCAAUUCGACGAUAGUGUUUGGUGGAGAUAACAAUGCCAUCAACAUCUUGAAGGAGGACAAAGGUCAUGUGUCAAAAAAAGCAUUUACAUGUAGGACACAACCCGAGCCAAGACUCGACGGGGAAGACCAACCUGACCAUGCUGCGAUGCCUCCCGAAGAUGAUAUACAAGCUGGCACCAUGGCCACAGGAGACUCAUUCACACCACAAGAGGAUAAAACAACCUCUGCAGCGCAGAGGCCGGUGUUAUUUGACGACCAACUGGAGCUUGCUGAGGAUGCAGUCAGGGGUAAAAAUACCGUCUUGGUAGCACCGACUGGAUCCGGUAAGACUCACGUGGCGGCUUACAUCAUCCAUGAUCACUUCAUCAGUCAACGACCCAAACCGAUCCGAGACAGAUGUGCCCUGUUUCUUGUGACCACGGUGAAUCUGGUCGAUCAGCAGAAAAAUAAGUUGAGGGAAUUACUCCUCCCCAUGGAUUUCUUCUCGGUCAUCGGUUUAUUCGGUGCCUCGGAGUCGACCCUUCAGAAAGAGAUGACAAGCAAGAAUGUGAUCGUCCUGACUGCCCAACUCCUGGAGAAUGCCCUGGACUACAUCCCUCUGGAUCAAUUCUCACUGUUGGUGUUUGACGAGUGCCAUCUCUGUCAGAAAGACCAUGCUUACAACACUAUCAUGGCACGCUACCUCAAUGAGAAACAGAGUGGAAAUACCAACUUACCACAGAUCAUUGGAAUGACGGCCAGUCUAGGGACCGGAAAGGCAGGCCAUCAGCACCAAGCAGAUCAGCAUACCAUUCAGAUAUGUGCCAACAUGGACGCCCAAAGCAUCUCCAUGGUAACAAGGCACACAGAACAGCUGAAGAACCGUGUGAACAUUCCCAAAGAGGUGGAACCGAUGCAGGUGAACUGCAGGCAAGUUAACCCUUUUGCUGAUAAAAUCAAGGAGAUUAUGAAAGAAGUGGAAGAUCUGCUACUGGAAUCUCCAAGUUCUGCAAUUCGUCGGCACAUGAGGAAUGAAAAAAUCCCAGGUGAGAAGGGAAGCCAGGCCUACCGUCAAUGGUGCGACAGAAUGAAGAGAAAUGCGCAAAAAAUUAUCACGCAAGAUACUGAUUAUCGCAUUCUCCAAACAUGCAUCAGGCAUUUGAUGGGUUAUAACUCAGCACUGCUAAUAAAUAAGCAGGUACGGAGUAAAGACGCCUAUAAGUACAUCGAUCAAAUGAUUGACACAAUGAAAGACCGGAUAGGCAGUUUCGUUGAAAAUGACUUUAAACUCUUGAAGAUCUUCAGUGAUGAGCAGAGGGCUUUGGAGAGGAUCAAAGACGACCGCAACAAUGAGAAUCCACUUCUUGAGAAACUCUGCGAGAUCAUCUUGGAAGAGUAUCAAAACCGUCCUAAGUCAAGGGCCAUCUUGUUCGUCAAGACCAUCGAUACCACUCACGCUCUUCAAGACUGGAUCCUGGAUACUCCGGAAUUAGAAUUCCUUAAUCCCGGAAGGAUUGCUGGGUCAAGAGAUAUGAACUCCAACCAACAGAACAAAGUGAUUGAGGAUUUCCGCAGAGGUGACCAUCACAUGCUGGUAGCAACCAACCUGCUUGAGCAGGGUACCGACGUUCCGGCUUGUAAUCUGGUCAUACGGCUGGAUUAUGUGCCAAGUGACUUUGGGCAUGUCCAGAUAAAGGGUCGCACUCGAGCCAAGGAUGGCAGAAGUUACCUCAUCUCUCUGAUCGACUCCAACGCGGCCGAUCGCGACGGUGCCAACCGUCAGCGCGAGGCAAUGAUGACACAAGCAGCUCUUAACCUCAAAGCUUCAUCAGAUGUAGCGUUUCGAGAGCAGAUGGAAUCCCAACAGGAAAGAGACAGGAUCAACCGAGAAGUCCGGCAACAACAGAAGAGAGAUAUCGUCGAGAGUAACGCAGGAAAGCGGUUCAGUUUUCGCUGCGGGAUAUGCCUGAAGCACGCCUUCUUCUCUGACGAGAUUGGAGUGUACAGGGGAUCACUUUACGUUGUCUUGGAUACUCAAUUCCCUCCGCAGAUGAGAAUGAAACCUCACCCGAAACCCAAGAAACUCGGCCAAGACUCUACGAUCAUUGGGAAGAUCUACUGCGAGAAGUGCGAGCACGAUUGGGGUUCGUUGACACGUGUCAAAACAUCAUACUAUCCAUCUAUACGAAUCGCUCAAUUCAGCCUGGUCAAUGUUGUCACUAAUGAGGACGGUACUUACAAACGGUGGAAAAAUUCACCUUUUGAUGCUGAAAAACUUGAAGAUCUUUCGCAAGCAACUGCUGUGCAAUUUCUAGUGACCUUCUGAAAAAACUGAUAAAGUUGUAAGGGAAAUUCCUUCCUAGUUAUGAGACUAUAAACAGACCAGAAAUUGACUUGUAGCACAGUCCCAAACAAGACCAAGUACGAUUCCUAUUUAUGAGACUAUAAACAGACCAGAAAUUGACUUGUAGCACAGUCCCAAACAAGACCAAGUACGAUUCCUAUUUAUGAGACUAUAAACAGACCAGAAAUUGACUUGUAGCACAGUCCCAAACAAGACCAAGUUCGAUUCCUAUUUAUGAGACUAUAAACAGACCAGAAAUUGACUUGUAGCACAGUCCCAAACAAGACCGAGAUACGUAUUCAAGUGUCAAGAGAACUACCAGUAGGAAGUAAUAAACCACAAGGGAAACUGACUGGGUAUACAGUAGUACAAACCAAUUUCUGAACUUUAGAUUUAUGUGGCAGUGCUCUACCAACUGAGCUAUCUAGCCAGUCAGAAGUCAUACACCCUUUUUAAUCAUGGAUAACUAUCAGAUUGCAAAGAGGUUCAGCAACACUUAAUUAUUUCAAUUAUCAUUCAAUCAAACCAAGCCACAACGAUGGCUUUAAAAUUUAGGUUAAAAAAAGCAGUAUCAUAUACUCAAUGUUUUUAAAUUUCAAUAUUGUGUUUAAAUGUGAAUGUUUUUAGUAUGGCGGGUUGCCCGUUAAAAUUUUCCUUGUUUUAUUUUGCGUUAAAA